Messenger RNA from Chlamydomonas reinhardtii, 2230 nucleotides. RefSeq lists its product as uncharacterized. The transcript is spliced from 6 exons. Gene Ontology annotation, molecular function: heat shock protein binding; ATP binding. Gene Ontology annotation, biological process: protein refolding; response to heat. The record is from RefSeq and is a predicted model, not a curated record. Lineage: Eukaryota; Viridiplantae; Chlorophyta; Chlorophyceae; Chlamydomonadales; Chlamydomonadaceae. Bases 31 to 1638 code for a protein of 535 amino acids. Gene Ontology annotation, cellular component: cytoplasm.
GGUAGAUACGAGCUCAGUUGCAUUUCAGACAUGCUUUUGACCCGCUUAGGAGGGCCACAGAUACAACCAAUUGCGUUUGCAUCAACUCCUGGGCGCUCCGUUGGUCGCGUUUUGCACACGCACCGCAAAACUUCGUGUAGGGCUUCGCAAUCCUCCGGCGCCUCGACCGGCCGGCACGGCUCGCUGUAUGGAUUCUUGGGGCUAAACAGUGAAGCCACCGCGGCGGAGGUCCGGGCGGCGUACCGGGCGUCAGCGCGGAGGCUUCACCCCGACACGAACCCCUCGCCCACAGCACUCGCGGACUUUCAACGGCUCAAGGCGGCGUACGAGGUGCUGUCAGAUGCCGGGCUGCGGCGCCUGUACGACAGCGGCGGGCUGGGCUCGCUGGGGCCGCGGUACGCGGACCUAGCCGCCCUCAUAGCGGCGGCCCAUGACGCCACGACCGGCGCAACGGAGCCGGCGGACGCAGCCGGCAGAGGUCACAGCACUACUAGCAGCAAUAGCAACAGCAGCAAAUCGGGCGCUGCAUGUGGAACGGGCCACGGCGCCGGUGACGCGCGGGGCGCGCGGGGGAGGCGCAGCCAGGGCGGCGUAGGCAGUGCGGGCGGUGCGCCGGGCAGCGGGCGAGCUCGGGCGGCGGCGGCGGCGGCGCCUCGCGGCCGCGAUGUGCACACGGUGUUGGGCAUGUUGCUGAGCGAGGCGGCGCAGGGAGUGGACAAGACGGUGGUGUAUGAGGCCAUGUGCGCGUGCGGGGAGUGCCAGGGGAGCGGCGAGGUGGGCGCCAUUUCCUGCUGCCAGGUGUGUGCCGGCAGCGGGCGUGUGCUGCGGUCCGAGGUGCUGGGUUUUGGCGAGGUGACGGCGGCGUGGGACCCGGUGCGGCUGCCGCGGGCAGUGGGGCGGGGCCCCUGCCCCGCCUGCGCCGGCAGCGGAGUGGUGCCGCGGCCCGUCUGCCCCAGGUGCCGGGGGCGCGGGCGGCGGCGCGGCGCACGCGAGCUGGCGGUGGCGGUGCCGGCGGGGGUGGAGAGCGGCCAGCUGCUGCGGCUGCGGGGCGAGGGGCACGCGGGGCGGCGGGGCGCGCCCGCAGGUGACCUCAUUGUGCAGCUCAUGGUGUACCCGGACCCCAACCUGGCGCGUGUGGGCGACCUGGACCUGCACAGCCACCUGGCGGUGGACGUGUGGGUGGCGCUGCUGGGCGGGGCGGUGGCGGUGGACACGCUGGGGGGCAGCCGCAUGCUGGAGGUGCCGCCGGGCGCUCAGCCUGGCGACGUGCUUUGUAUGGCUGGGGCGGGCGUGGCGCGUGCCGUCGCGCCGGUCGCCGCACCCGCAGCAGCCACAGGUUCCAGGCAGAACCCGGGCCCUGCCUCGGGCCCCAGCUUAGGCGCGGGCGCGGGCGCCGGGGCGCUGGUGCGCGGCGACCACUACUUCACAUUGAGCGUCAACGUGCCGCGUGCCGACUCGCUGUGUGGGCCGUCGCAGGCGCUGCUGAGGCGCCUGGCGUUGAUUGACAGCACAUUACCGCGAGCGGGAGUGAGGGCGGAACGGGUGCGGUCGUCGAGGCGGGGCGUGCAAAGUGAGGAGGAGGGGGUGGAUGGAGGGCCAGGAGGCUCAGGCGAGUCGGGAGCGUCAGGAGGGACGUAGCAGCGCGAGCACUGUACUGGCACCAGAGCGAGAGCGAGCGGGAUCAAGCGAGCGUGCAAGGAUUGGAGUGGGCAGUGAAGAGAAACAUUGAGUAUGGUCUGGGAGGCUUUACUUACCAUCAAGGCACUGAGCAGUGGACAAGUGCUUGCCUGCUUGGUUCAGUUGCUUCGGGCCCCCGGCUCCAUUGGCCUGUGGGGAUCAAUCCAAGCUGUAGGCAGAAAGGCCGGCCAAGGGAACGGUGUUGGGGUUCAACAGCAAGUUUGGUUCGGUGUGCCGGAGGAUGUGCCAGCGGACAUCCUCCGGUGCAUGCGGCAUGCCUUGGCGAGUUGCAAGUGGGUGGGUGUACGGUACAUUACUUCAUGACAGAGCCUCGGGUGCCCCCGGUCGGCUGGAUAUCGACAGUCCGCUGGCUUGCGUGGGCUGUAGACAGACAUCCCUGUCGCUGCAACUUACAACGCUGCAUAAGACUGUCAGUGCGGCUAUAUUAGGCAGGGCAUGGGCCGUGGCCGCGGACUCGCGAGCGAUUCGUGCGUGCUGCUUCACAGAUGGUCUUGGAAACAUCACGGCCAGCGAUCAUUAUCAAACACGUGAC